This is a messenger RNA of Candoia aspera, 5361 nucleotides long. RefSeq names its product ataxin 2 like (gene ATXN2L). The transcript is spliced from 23 exons. Gene Ontology annotation, biological process: cytoplasmic stress granule assembly. Gene Ontology annotation, molecular function: mRNA binding. NCBI's taxonomy places the organism in Eukaryota, Metazoa, Chordata, Lepidosauria, Squamata, Candoiidae. Gene Ontology annotation, cellular component: cytoplasmic stress granule. The coding region runs from base 959 to 4027 and encodes 1022 amino acids. The record is from RefSeq and is a predicted model, not a curated record.
AACGUGCGCUGCAGGAGGGCGCGCGUAGAGCGCAGGCGCAGAGCGAGGCCCUGCCCUCCCCAGGGACUCAUUGUGCAGCAACCGGAUUGACUUCUUCUCGUGCGCGCGGGCCAGCGGGAUCCGUGUCGCCCUUCCCCCUCUUCUUACUUCACAAGCAAGCGCGAGCCUGAUAGGGGACAGAGCCGUCCACUCCCUCGGCAGGAAGGGGUUUGAGACCGCUCGCGUCGCGGCCCUGUGCGCCAACAUCACAACCUUCCCCCUCCUUCCUUUUUCCUCUCUCUCUCGCGGCCUCGCUCCCUUCCAUCUUCUUUCCCCCUCCCACUCCCCCGCGAUUCCCCUCACGGCCCUCACGUUGCCUCCGGGGCUCGAGGCUUUCCCUCCCCCCCUCCCGAGGCGCCGGCUUACAGAGGGGACGAGGCGGCCAAACGGCGCGUCCUCCCGGAGGAUUCAUUCCGCGGCAGCAGGUGGGAUCGAGGCCCACGUUACAGGCGUUUGUUUUGCUGACGCGCGCAGGCGAAGCCAACGGAACGCGGGUGUGUGGGGGACGCGUCUGCCUGCCUCCCCCCACUGUUUCCCAGCAUUUAACUCUUCCACAUUUCCGCGACGGCCUGCCCGCCAGCCAGUUUCCCCUUCCGGGCCGGCAGGAGCGCACGGCGUUGCCUGUCUCGCGGGCUCAGCCUGAAACAGCCGCACUCUCUGCGUGCCGCGGCUGGGUGACUGAUCGGUGACCCUUCGCCUUUUUCUUUUUUUCUCAUUUUUAACUCGCCGCUUCAGGCAGCGUAAAGGCGGCCCGGGGAGACGCGCGCGCGCACGGGGGAAGAGUCUCGGCCGCCCUCCCCCCUUCUCUCCUUUUUUCCACCCUUUCGCUCAACGGCCUUGAACGCGUGCUGAGGAGGAGCAGGGGGCUGCCUUCAUCUCGCGGCGUCCGGCCCUUUUUCUCGCUGCCGCCGCCAGCGCCAUGUUGAAACAGCCGCUGCCGCCGCCCUCCCCUCAACCUGCUGCGCCCUCCUCGGGCCCCCCGCCUCCGACCACGCCGACGCCGCCGCCUCCGGCCGCUGCCGCCGCCGUUGCUGCCGCCGCCUCCCGCAAAGCCAACCCGCCCCCUGCCAGCCCCAACGGGAACCUCAGCCCCGGGGCCGCGGGCGGACCGAGAGCCACGAUGAUGGCUCCCCCUGGUAGCGGAGGAGGAGCCCCCCCUGGAGGAAGCGGCACCAGGGGUCAGAGUACAGGCAAAGGACCUCCACAGUCUCCUGCUUUUGAGGGUGUUUAUAACAAUUCCCGAAUGCUGCACUUUCUAACAGCAGUUGUGGGAUCAACAUGUGAUGUGAAAGUGAAAAGUGGAAGCACAUUUGAAGGAAUUUUUAAAACCUUGAGUUCUAAGUUUGAGCUGGCUGUGGAUGCUGUUCACAGGAAGGUGCCCGAUCAGCCAGUAGGGCCAAGGAGGGAGGAUAUUGUAGACACUAUGGUUUUCAAGCCUGCUGAUGUCAUGUUAGUACACUUCCGCAAUGUUGACUUUAACUACGCCACCAAAGAUAAGUUCACAGAUUCUGCCAUUGCCAUGAAUUCUAAGGUGAACGGGGAGCACAAAGAGAAAGUACUACAACGCUGGGAAGGAGGAGAUAGCAACAGUGAUGAUUAUGACUUAGAAUCAGAUAUGUCUAAUGGCUGGGACCCAAAUGAGAUGUUCAAAUUCAAUGAGGAAAAUUACGGUGUGAAGACAACAUAUGAUAGCAGUCUUUCAUCAUAUACAGUCCCUCUUGAGAAAGAUAACACAGAGGCAUUUCGGCAACGAGAGGCCAGAGCUGCCCAGCUGGCACGAGAAAUUGAGUCAAGCCCACAGUAUAGACUGCGCAUUGCCAUGGAAAACGAUGAUGGGCGCACGGAAGAAGAGAAGCACAGUUCAGUGCAAAGACAAGUGUCUGGAAGAGACAGUCCCAGUCUGGCUUCCAGAGAAGGCAAAUAUAUACCACUUCCCCAGCGUGUCAGAGAAGGUUCCAGAGGAGGCAUACGCUGCAGUAGUUCUAGAGGAGGGAGGCCAGGCAUGGGCUCCUUACCGCCCCGUGGGAGUUCACAUCAUUCAGAAAGCAACACUGGCUCUGUUCCAGAGCAACGAGGUAUCAAUGGAGGUCCAUCCAGAAUGUCUCCAAAAUCUCAACGACCCAAUCGAGGGGCGAAGAGUAUGUCUUCCCCAACCAGCAGACCCAUGGAAGUCUCCACUGCAUCUCCUACAGUGGGCCGUCUCUACGCUCCACGUUCACCGAAGUCUGCCUCAGCGGUUCCAGUCUCUUCCCAAGAUCCCCCUGUGGGACCAGCUAUCCCUAUUGAUCCUGCAUCACCUUCUGAGUCAAGGCCUACUAUGGAAUCUAGUGCUUCCCCAACCCCUCCUUCACCUAAGGUCCCAGCAUCUAUCCCAGUAGCUGCUGUUGAAGUUAAAGAGGUGCCUAGCUCUGCCACCAAAGAAGCCAGCAGGACUGUAGAAGUUAUGGGACCCUCAGACUUGGUCAAACAGACUAGCAAAGGUCUCCAAAAUGAACAGAAGAGGAAUCAGCUUGAGGAGCUGAGGAAGUUUGGAGCCCAGUUUAAGUUACAGCCCAGCUCCUCUCCAGAGGCCACCCAUGAUCCCUUCCGGCCUAAGGAGUCUCUUGAAGGGAAGGUAAAAGACAAACUUCCAGAGGUGUUGGUUGGGACAGGGGGCUCGUGUGAAGUGCCUGAAGAGUCUCCCAAGCCCAGCCUGGAGUUCUGUGAAGGCAGCAGCAAGGAGGAGAAAGGGUCCUCUGAGGGCACGGAGCGCCAGACCCAGACGGCCAGUCCUCUGGGUAAAGGGGAAGCGGAGGACAAGGAAGACGGCCCCGUCUCAGAGCAGGUGAAGAAAUCAACGCUGAAUCCUAAUGCGAAAGAAUUCAACCCCUCAAAGACUCUUCUUUCGGUGAACAAAUCAACGAGUACGCCAACAUCACCGGGGCCGCGCACGCAUUCUACACCCUCCAUUCCAGUGAUUACACCGGGGCAAAGUGGCAUGUACAGCACACAGUAUAUUUCUUACAUCCCACAGAUUCACAUGAGCCCCGCUGUGCAGACACCUCAGAUGUACCCUUAUCCUGUUUCCAAUUCUGUGCCUGGACAGCAGGGGAAGUACCGAGCUAAAGGGUCUCUACCCCCCCAGCGUUCAGACCAGCACCAGCCAACCUCAGCUCCUCCCAUUAUGCAAGCAGCUGCUGCUGCAGGGCCCCCUCUGGUAGCUGCUACCCCAUACUCCUCAUAUAUCUCCUACAAUCCCCAGCAGUUCACAGGACAGCCUACUAUGAUGCAGCCCAUGGCCCACUAUUCCUCGCAGCCUGUGUUUGCCCCCAUGCUGCAGAGCAACCCCCGUAUGAUGACAUCUGGCAGCCACCCCCAAGCUAUUGUCUCAUCAUCUACUCCACAGUAUCCCCCGGCAGAGCAACCGACGCCCCAAACUCUUUAUGCCACAGUGCAUCAGUCGUAUCCCCAUCAUGCCACACAGCUGCAUCCGCAUCAGCCUCAACCAGCUACCACACCCACGGGCAACCAGCAGCAAACACAACAUGCCGCCCCCAGCCCUGUGCAGCACCAAGCUGGACAGCCACCUCAUUUGGCCGGUGCUCAGCAGCAGCAGAACCUUUACCACACAGCUACGCUGACAGCUACACCACCAUCCAUAACACCAGGGCCCAGUGCUCAGUCUCCACAGAGCGGUUUCGCACAGCCGGCAGUUUAUGCCAUUCAUGCCCAUCAGCAGCUGCAGCACGGAUAUACCAACAUGGCCCAUGUCACUCAGGCCCAUGUCCAGACUGGAAUUGCAGCUGCCCCACCACCUCACCCUGGAGCUCCACAAGUCAUGCUCCUGCAUCCCUCACAGACUCAUGGUGGACCCCCUCAAGGAGGUGUGCCCCAGAGUGGCGUGCCCACCCUUUCAGCCUCCACGCCAUCCCCCUACACGUACAUAGGGCACCACCAAGUUCAGUCUCAUCCCUCCCAGCAGCUUCCAUUCCACACCCCUGGGAAUUGAUGUCCACGCUUCUCCCUGUGACCUGAGACCCCAGCCAGCUAUGGCUCUGUUGCUGGCCCCCAAGCCUGGGCCAUCCCUUGUGCCCACGGCAGAGGCCCCCGAAGGGAUGCAGUCUGGCCCAGCCCCUCGGCAAGCACCUUCCUUUCCAUUGGUUUAGUGAAGCCUGCCCAGGGUACUGUUGGCCAGCGGGAUGGAGCAAGACCCCUUCCCAUUGCCCGGAGGAGGGCAGGGUUUAUUUUCUGUUAUUUAUAACUCCACUGGGGUUCCUAGAGCAAAUGCCACUUUCCCACAUUAACUUGACAAGGACAUGACCAUAUGGACAAAUCUUGACUUUUUAUUAAGUAAAAAUAUUUAAAAAGUAAAAAAAAAUAAAAUUUUAAACUAACUAAUGUUGGGCUUGGGGUGAAUGUGUGGGAGGGCCAGUUUGCAAAGAGUAAUCCUUAUUUGUGCAGUAUCAGGGAGGAAGACUUUGUGAUCUUUCCCACAUAUGUAGCUCAUCCAGACUCGGAGGACUGUUUUUGAAUUCAGCAUUACUGUCUAGCAGCAUUAUAAUUCUUCCUCUCUGAAAAUAGAUCACCAAGGGUUGGUAGUUUGAGUGACAGUGAAACAGGUCCUAAAGCAGUAGUUUUUAGUGCUGGGGUUGCUCUGAAUAUAGUAUGCACCAAAUUAAAUUUGAAUUGAUGCUUUUAUUGGAAUCAAUUACCCCAUGUUCAGUUUAAGAACUUUGGGGAUGAACAGAAACAGCAUAUUUGUGCCAUACUUUAGAUUGGACUUUGCACCCCGCCCAGCCUUGGCAGGAAUCUUGGUUACUAUUGUUUUUUCAGAGUAGUUAUAAAACAAAACAAGGAUGAUGGUGUGACUGAUGUUAAAUCUUUAUUUGUAGAGACCAUUCUGAAUCACUUAAAAGCCCGUUUUAUGCCUCAGCCAGUCGCCAUCUGAGAAUUGUUUUAAAAUGAGUGCAGGGUUAAGUUCAGUGUUGUGGACCAUGAGCUUUUCAUUGCUCUUCAAUGAAAGUUUUCAUUUGUCAACCUGCUUGCAGUGUCAUAGUCUUACUUUGAUCCUGACUAGUCAAUGUUGAGGUAUAAGGGAUCUGACAUUGUAUGUAAGAACCAUGCAGCUGUAAUCUGAAUCAACAACUAGAGCAGAAAGUAAAGGAAAAAUCUUUCCCCUCUUUUUUAACAGGAAAAAACACUAAGUACAGAAGAAUACACACUUCAGAAUUAAAGAUAUUACUAGUUCCUUCUCAACUAUUUUAGUUCUGCUGGUCAUAUUUGUGAAACAGGUUGGCAAUGCAUAAUCAGGCUAAAACUUGUACAUUAAAUUUUAUCAAAAUG